AUGGAAGUAGAGAUCAUUUCCCAAGAGAUAAUAAAACCAUCUAUCCCAACACCUGAUCACCUAACAAUCUUCAAAAGAUCCUUUCUCGAUCAAAUUAGUGGUAGAUUUCUUGUGAGAUUUAUCUCCUUCUAUCCAAGAAAAGAAACAAAUUUGACGAUCAAUCAAGUCACACAUCAACUGAAAAUUUCUCUUUCCCAAACUUUAGCUCUCUAUUAUCCACUUGCAGGCGUCUACAAGGAUGAUUCAUCUAUUGAAUGCAACGAUAAAGGAGCUCUAUUUGUCACAGCCCAUGUUCAUUGCAACAUCAACGAGCUACUAAAUCUACCAAAAUUUCAGCAGUUUCACAAGCUUGGCACCUCUUCAAAGUUCCAUGAAGAUGGUCCUUUCCAAGUUUUUGUUCAAUUCAACACAUUUUCAUGUGGUGGGGUUGCGAUUUUCACGUGUUUCUCUCACAUGGUCAUUGAUAUGACAACUAUCAGUGUUUUCCUGAAAUGUUGGGCUGCAAUUUCUAGAGGUUCUCAAGAUGAUCAAUCACCAGGUCAUCCUUAUCCUCGUGCACCAGCAAUAUCUGAUCUCAAAGUGAAAGGUUCCAGCAAGCGCGUACCGGAUCCUACAAGUGUUGAAGUUGUGUCAUCUUUCAUCUGGAAGCAUGCAAUGGCUGCAGCAAAGGUAGUAAAGGGUUUCCAACAGCCAUCAGUAAUAUUUCAUGCAGCAGAUUUGCGAAGAAGAAUGGUGCCACCUCUACCAGAAUAUUCUGCUGGGAAUAUUGGUUCUCCAAUCGUUGCAGAAUAUGAUAAGAUUGAUGAAUUGGAGGUAAAAUUUGGAAGAUUAGUGAAAAUACUAAGAUUGGCUAAGGAAAAAAAUAAGGAUGAAUUUGUGCCAAAAUUACUUAGUUCUGGAGGGUUUGAUAUGAUGAUUAAGUUUUUGGAAGACUGGGGAGAAAAGUGCAGUAACAAAGAUUUAAAUACUUACCAAUUCAGCAGCUGGUGCAAAAUAGGAUUAAAUGAAGUCGAUUUUGGCUGGGGAAAACCAAUUUGGACUAGUUUGGUAGGUGGUACUGAGGUAGAAUCCAUGUAUAAGAAUUUUGUGGUUCUUGUUGAUGGAUCAGAUGGUGGGAUUGAAGCAUGGUUGAUAUUGGAGCAAAAGGAGAUGGCUGUACUGGAAAAUGAUGGGGAGUUCCUUGCUUAUGCUUCUCCAAAUCCUGGGAUCAUAAUAUCUUAA
Molecule: messenger RNA, 1221 nt
Organism: Coffea arabica (coffee)
Lineage: Eukaryota; Viridiplantae; Streptophyta; Magnoliopsida; Gentianales; Rubiaceae
Source: RefSeq, a predicted model, not a curated record